AGGGUGGUCCAAGGAGAGUCCAUCCUGACCGACUCUUAGCAGCAGAAGCAGCCAUAUACGAUAAGGAGAGAGAAACAUACACCUAAAAUAUUCUCUCCUCUCUCCUCAUCACCUCAGCUCACCUAGGUUUUCAUGGCUAAUUGCUUUCCUUCGUCUUAUUUUCAGCAAAAUAUGCAAGAAUAAGUAAAAACGUUUGCCUCCACUUUGCCUUGACCCAAAAACCUACACUCAAAUAGUGUUUUUAUCCAUUUCCACCCAAAUUCUUGCUUCCUCACACACAUAACAAAACUAGAAAUUUGAAAGAGAAUGAUGUCGAUUAACGACGAACUAUCUUCGGUGAAUCCACCUCCCCUGAGAGGGCUCAUUCAAGAGCAAUUCACCAUCAACCCCACCAAUCCAAACCCUAGCAAUAUCAAUCCCUCGAAACGGAAGCGAAACCUCCCCGGAACACCAGAUCCGGAUGCGGAAGUGAUAGCGAUGUCGCCCAAGUCUCUGAUGGCGACGAACAGAUUCGUGUGUGAGAUCUGCAACAAGGGUUUCCAGAGGGACCAGAACCUGCAGCUGCACCGGCGAGGGCACAACCUGCCGUGGAAGCUGAAGCAGCGGAACAAGGAGGAGGUGGUGAGGAAGAAGGUGUACAUCUGUCCCGAGAAGACAUGCGCGCACCACCACCCGUCCAGGGCUCUCGGAGAUCUCACCGGGAUCAAGAAGCACUACAGCAGGAAGCACGGCGAGAAGAAGUGGAAGUGCGACAAAUGCUCCAAGAAAUACGCAGUCAUGUCUGAUUGGAAAGCUCACAACAAGAUUUGUGGCACCAGAGAAUACAAGUGUGAUUGCGGAACCCUCUUUUCUAGAAAAGAUAGCUUCAUCACGCACAGAGCCUUCUGCGACGCGCUGGUGGAAGAGAGCGCGAGGUUCAGCAACAGGAACGGGCUAGUGAUGGAUGCUUUCCAGAACAAUAGUAACAAUAAUGUGGAUUUUUCUGGGGUUUUCGAGCCGGGGAGCCAGAUUAACCGGUUCCCCUUGUGGCUGGAGUCUGCAAAUUAUCCGAAUUCGUCUAACGAAAACACUUUCUUGAAUACUAAUGCGAGCAGAUUGCAAGAGGAAAUCAUCCACCAACAGCUGGACUCACAGAGCCAGUGGCUGAGCCGGGGGCAGGAGGAGGAAUCUUUCCUCGGAGGAGUGCUGAAAGAGGAAGACAACAAAUCAAGUUUGUCCCAAACUCCCUCCUCACUUUAUUACACUCACCAAGCAGCAGCAGCUCCCAUGUCCGCAACUGCAUUGCUGCACAAGGCGGCUCAGAUGGGCUCCACUAGAAGCGCGGCUGGGUUCGGCCUCAUGAGCCCUUCCUCCUUCUCGAGCUCGGCCCGUGGGAAAGAUGAUCAGGGAAGCAAGAAUCAGAGGGUGAUGGAAGGGGAGAGCAGCCUGACUCGGGAUUUUCUCGGGGUCGGAGGGAAGGAGUUGAAGUCCAAUUUCUUUGCUACGAUGGAGAUGGGCCAUUAUAACAGAAAUCACUGAGGUGAAAAAAGAAUGGUGGAUUCGAUUUUGAGGUGAAAAGUGAGAAGACAAAAAGCUUCCAAACAAGACAUGCAAAACAGAAUAGAUCGAUCUUGUGAACUGUCAGAAGAGAGGAGGGUCCUCUUCUUAUUUCAAAUUUGUGUUGCAUUUGUAGAAAGGUUAUUUUUUUUUUGUUUUGUUUUUAUUUCUGUUUUUUUAUUUUAGUGGAAUUUUAGGGUUUCAUUUCUUGGACCACGGAUGUUUGUAACGUUCUGUUAAAGGGAUUAUUCCAUGUGCCUUCAGAUUUAACAAA
Messenger RNA from Salvia hispanica, 1810 nucleotides. RefSeq names its product zinc finger protein JACKDAW-like. The record is from RefSeq and is a predicted model, not a curated record. Gene Ontology annotation, cellular component: nucleus. NCBI's taxonomy places the organism in Eukaryota, Viridiplantae, Streptophyta, Magnoliopsida, Lamiales, Lamiaceae. Gene Ontology annotation, molecular function: DNA-binding transcription factor activity.